CCCGGCACCGCCCUCAGGGCGCCCGCGCGCGGACAUGGCGGCGCCCGCGUACCCCGCCUGGGUGACGCGCUGGGUGUCGGGGCAGUGGCGGAACAAGAAGCGGCCCCCGACGCUCCGCCCGCCCCGGACACUGGCGCUGGCCGACAAGGUGGCGAACCGCCGGGAGCAGUCGACAGAGGCAACGUGCAUUACCGAGAUGUCAGUAAUGAUGGCCUGCUGGAAACAGAAUGACUUCAACGACACGCCUUGUGCCAAGGAGAUCAGGAUGUUCUAUGACUGCGUGGCAAAGGCAGAAAAAGAGCGCAAGAAUCAAAAUGAGGAUACGGUGUCAUCCAGGGGAAAUUUGCCUUCAAGCAAAGUGAACAAGCUCCUGAAGAGGUUUCCUCAGAUCACACGUUAUGUAUAAUGUGCUAUAUGAAAGAGACUAUGGACAAGCAAUUAAAGUUGGGGUCUUGGUCAAAGAAAAGGAAAGUCAAGUGAAUUUUUGAUGUCAAGUGGUGUGUGGAUCUUGAUCCUGCUUUUGAUUACAGAGCAAAAACUACCCAUCUUGAAUAUCAGCUGAUUUUGUUCAUGGGAUUCUUGGGUCUUGAAGUGUUAGGAUUUCUGCAGUGUGUUGUUCAGCUUCCCUACUCAGGUCCUCACUGUUAAAUAAAACCUUCUAAGCAUUCA
Molecule: messenger RNA, 669 nt
Organism: Serinus canaria (Common canary)
Lineage: Eukaryota; Metazoa; Chordata; Aves; Passeriformes; Fringillidae
Gene: CHCHD1
Product: coiled-coil-helix-coiled-coil-helix domain containing 1
Exons: 3
Coding region: 35-406 (123 amino acids)
Biological process (GO): mitochondrial translation
Cellular component (GO): mitochondrion; nucleoplasm; mitochondrial ribosome
Molecular function (GO): RNA binding
Source: RefSeq, a predicted model, not a curated record